UUCUCGCCCCGCCCCGUCCCCGCGCGCGCUGGCGGAGCGCGCGCCCCUCGUGCCCGGAAGCGCGGGCGGGCGGCGCGGCGAGCGUCGAGCGUGAAGCUUUGCUUACUGAGGUUUCUCGUGGUCAUGGAAGCGCUGCGCGGGGAGCGGGAUCGUGUCUAGCCUCUGCCUUUCCCGGAGAAGGCGGCCAUGGAAAAGAAGCCGCCCUCGUCCCGGAAGGAGGUGCCGUCCGUGUCGCCGGCGCUGCUGCUCGCGGCCGUCCUGCUCCUGAACGCCGUCCUCUACCUGGGCCUCAACAGGCUUUACGCCUCCUCGGGACGCGCCGAAACGGCCCCCGGUGUCUGCCCUUCCGGGUACUUCAGGCUGGCAGCGGGGAGGAACUGCUCCCCGUGGCUCUCCUGUGAGGCCAUCGGCAGCGAGGUCCGGAGGCUCAAGUGCGUCGGCGAAGGCGCUGUCAAGAAGGCCUUCCUUUCUGAGUAUAAGGAAAACAAAGUGGUUAUUUCACAGCUCACCAACUCAGAGCUGAAGGAGGACUUUCUCCAUGGACUGAAGAUGCUGAAAGCGCUUCAAAGCAAGUACGUUGUCCAGCUGCUUGGCUACUGUGAGCAGCAGUUCACAAUCCUCACCGAGUACCAUCCUCUAGGCUCCCUCAGGGGCCUGAAUGAAACUCUCCACAUCCCGAAGUACAAGGCCAUGAACACCUGGCAUCGCAGGCUGAUGCUUGCUAUAGACUACGUGAGUAUCAUUCAGUACCUGCACAGCAGCCCUCUGGGAACCUUAGUGAUGUGUGACUCAAAUGACCUGGAAAAGGUCCUUUCUCAGUAUCUCCUAACGAGUGACUUUCAUGUCCUGGUGAAUGAUUUGGACGCUUUGCCUUUUGUGAACAGGAGUGCCGGCAGGCUGGUGAAGUGCGGUCAUCGGGAGCUGCGAGGUGAUUUUGUAGCUCCUGAGCAGCGUUGGCCCUAUGGAGAAGAGGUGCCGUUUGAGGAUGACCUCAUGCCUCCCUAUGAUGAGAAAACGGACAUCUGGAAAAUCCCAGAUGUCACCAAUUUUUUCUUGGGCCACAUUGAAGGAAGUGACAUUGUGCGACUGCAUUUGUUUGAUAUCCACGCAGGCUGUAAAAAGACGGACCCAGCUGAAAGGCCUUCUGCCCAGCAGGUCUUAGACACUUACAGGAAAGUUUUAACUUUGCUGAUUCGGGAGGCAGCCAUGCCUGGUACUAGGGAAAUGUUAUAGUGGAUCAUGAGACAAACAACAUUCUGAAGUUCAUGUCAUGAGAAGAAAACAACUCAACUGAACUUGUACUUUUUGAUUAAAACAAAACCACCCAGUGCUGGAGUUGUGCAAGCUUCCCAUUGGCAUGUUUAGUCUAUUAUUGGAAGAGGAGGAGGGAGAGAAAUUAAGUUGUGUGGGUGUGGGGAGAAAUUUGUUCCUUAAGAAAUAAUAAAUUUUCUUUUGCAACCUUUACACAAAAUAUCUCUUAAAAAAAUACAGAAAAAGAGUUAAAAAAAAAAUAUUGGCCCACUUAAACUGAUUGGCGGAGGACAAGACCAUGGCAUGCCCCCCACAAGCUUUGUUCUGAUUCCUGUGGCUUUGGCUUAUCCACAAAGCCCUUGCCCACUUCCCCAUGGAGUAAAAGUAGUGGUCACUCAUCAAGGAGUGUCCCAGUUCACUUCAGGUGAACCCUGAAGCCAGAGCCCCAGCGGCAUUCUCUCCCCGCUGGAUGGGGCUCGGCUGGUUUUGGAGCUCUGCAGUCAUUGCGAUGUGGGCCCUGUGUCCCACACCAGCAAGUAUGUGGCCACUUUGUAAGUGAGCAGAUGAUGCAGAUCCCAAAGAAACUGCUUACAUACAUACGCUCUUGGUUUUCAAGGUUUUUUUUUUUUGCUCCAUGGUAUUCUCAGAUGGGCUCUUGAGAGAUAAAGCUGUGAAGCAGGAGUCUCCUGCUCUUUUUUAAUCCAUAAAAAUUCAGAGCACUUUGGAAGGGAGAUGAACUUUCUUGUUCACUUAUCCUUGCUGAGUGUCGUCAUGACUCAAUGGAAGGGAAGAGAACAAGAAACUAGAAGAGAAUGGGACUUCCUUCCACAGCAGUGAGUGUUAAAUGUGAGCUUUGGAAAAUAAACGCCCUGUAUUCAGAGCGUACAACUUUAUUUGGUCUGAAUUUAGAGCCCACUAAGCACAAAGAAAGGCUGCUUUUUUGUUCAGGGUAUACAGGAGGAAAGCUUUUGGUACCACCUAUAUGAAUGUUACAGCUUGGUACCAAGAGUCAGAGAGGAAGAAUAACGAUGCCUUAAUCCAGCAGUAGACUCUGUUUGGUGGGACUGGGGUGUACUUGUUCUCUUAGUGAAAAAAACAGGCAUAGUAUGAAUGAGACACAUGGACUCUACAUUAUGCACCUGAGGACUUUCUGUUCUGUGGACCGGGUCUUUGAAAGACCUCAGGGCCUGAGACAACUUCCAUGUUUUGACUUCAGAGGUAAUUUGUAAGCAUAGAAGUCUGUGAUCCUUUCUGCUGAAGAGUUUGGUUCUCUUCUUUGCUGUGCCAAUAUUACUCCUUACCUGAACAAGCUGUGUCAUGACUGCACUGAGAAUAUGCAGUCAGCUUGUAUAUAAUGUUCAAGCCCACAUGUGUCCUAUUGCUACCAAAAUUUUAUUACUAAUCGGAAAACGUCCCUGCAAAUGACUAAAUUCUUACUUGAUUUCAUACAAUGCCAGCAAGAGCCCUUUAAAGGGUGCUCAUUAUGGCUUUCCUUUCCCUAUGGGCAGUCCGUUUUCUUAAAUUAGCUGAUUUUUGCCCUUUUUCGCUUGUGUAGUCCUUCCUGGCAGCUUUCCUGCUUAGGUUGUCAGGAAGCAAAGCUCAGAAGUCAGGGUCUCUAGAAGAGAACAAUGAUUUGGUAUGCUUAGUGUUUGGGUUGGAUUUUGACUCAAAACUCCUUAAAAGAAGCCUGGGGAAAAAGAAUGCUCUCUGUGUUGUAAAAUCAUAUCAUCCAGCCUAUGAACCCUUGAGUUAUUAUUAUUAUUAGGGUUAGACUUCUACAGUUCCAGCAUGAGUCCAGGAUGUGGAACAGUUGGAAAAGCAUCAUGUUACAGCUUCUCAAAGCCAGGGAUCAAGCUUGGAAGGGCCAAGAGUCAAAUUUUUCACGUGUCCCUAGCAAUAACUUGUUACCUUUUGUUAACUGUCAUGUAUACUUGAAAGAAAAAUGAGUAUCUGAUGGCUGUGAAGUAAACAUCCUGUGUUUUUUAUGAGAAUAGCAAAGACACAGAAGAACCUGCCAAGCUUCUUAUGCUGGUCUCUGUCAGCUAAGACAAUCUUCUGCUUGGAUUCUUGCUCUGUUGUGUACAGUUGCACCUUGCAAACAGCCAUACUGAUUUCACAGAGUGUAAAACAAAUGAGGACAAAUUAUUUUGAAUUAUUACCUUGCCAUGGAGAGGUCUCUCUCUGUUCCUGGCUGAAAUAGUUACAAUAUUUUUAAGAAAAGGUAUCUACCUAAACAUUCACCCUGAGCACUGGGCCCUCAGCAUGUCUUUUCCCUGUUCCCUCUCCUUCAGCUUGUAUGUGGUUGGGCGUUGUAUUUCAGGAAGAAUAAAUUAUAUUUGUUCUGAAUACAGCAUUAUGGAGCUUCACAGUUUCUUUCUGGGGAUGUUGUUUCCGUCUAUGAAGAAACACUAGAUGGCAGCAUGACGGUCGGCUUUCCACUGGUUAUUAGCAAUUGCAGUCUCUCAUGUCCAAACAUAGCUGGGAUCUGACAGAGGAGCCAGUUUUGUUAGCAAACUUCCAUAAACCCCUAAAAUGUGUCAUUGUGUUUGGAUCAGCGAAUCUGUAGUAACAACACAUAGAAAUAAGGGCUGUCAGAAGAGCCUUUUCUGCCGGUUGAAGAGUCUGCCUCCGCUUUAACUUGCUUGUGAUAUUUGUAUACAUCAUUGUCCCUUUUAAUCUCAACCAGAGGCAACCUCAACAAAGUUUAAGUGUCACCUCAUUCUAGUCUUUCAGUAAAAUCAGAGGACUUUGCAUCCUCUUCAUCUUUCUGUUUUUCCCCACUAAUCCCUUCCACAAUCUCAAGAUUUCAUUAAUUCUGUCCUUCCCACAUUUCCAGCUUCUUUUUCCUUAAAGGGAAGGUGCAAGGCCUCACAGAGAGGGAAGAAGAGGGACAAUAGCCCUAAAAGCUGUUGCCUCCCCUCUUUCCAAUAUCUCUGCUGGGCAUUCCAGUUUUCAUCACCAAUGACAGCCUUGGAUAAACUUUUGGGGGCUUUGCUGCCUCAGUACAAACAGUUCUUAUAUGUCUGGUGGAAAACAUCAAAGGAUGAAGGGCAGGAAGAGGUCUCUCCACAGCUGAAGUCUGCAAAGCCUUCCUCAUCCAUUUCCCAGCUAGGUCUAGAGCAGUGGACUUGAACUCCUCUGCCAAGACCACCGCCACAGGUCUGCCUAACCUCAACAACAGUUGCUGGUUCUCAUAUGAAGUUCAAAAGGAAGGCCUCACAUUUCCUGUCCUUUCCCAUAAAAGAUGCUUCUUCUGGGAUGGUUAUUGGCAGGUUUCCUUCGGAAAACUUCAGAGGAGUCUCCCCAGCCAUCCUGGGUGGUCAGUGUCAAGGCAAAUAUAGUCCCAGGGCUUUUUUCUGCUGCCAUCACCAAGAUGAAGGCCUUGGAUCUGGUCCUGUGUGCAGGGUUUGCUGAGGUCAAUGAUCUGCAUCACCUUGCCUUUAUCUUUUGGGAAAUGCCUCUUCUGCCAUCCCUGCAACGGUCCCACAGCACAUUCUGCCCACCUCAUCUGACCAGCUAAGCAAAGAAAUAAAGCAGAGACCAUCUUCGGGACUCAAGAAACAGCACCUGGUUCCCAGACUGAACACCCCUGGGACAGGGCUGGGACAGCAAUGGAGGAGUCAGGGAAACUUAGGACAUGCCAGCUGAGCCUGUUGACAGUCUGGCUGUGAGUGCCAACUGUGUCAGGGCACCUGGACCCCCUUGGUCCGAUGCUGUUGCCAAAGCAAAUUCCCAGAGGAUUUCUCAAUAAAUUUAGCCCUUACUAGGUGGGUUUGUACUACAGGAUACAGAAUGGAAAUAGACUGAGAGCAGAGUCCCAGAUUCAGUUCAAACCCAUUGCUCCUUGCUUUUUCUCCUUAGAGUUAUCCAAACAAUAGCAUUGCUAAGUGCUAUUUUCCCUUCCCAAACGGCGUUGCUGGCUGUGGGCUUCUAGGUGGCUGAAAUCUGAUGUAGCGAGUUUCCCUUUGUGUGCCAUGGGUUUUCAACUAUAUCCUGAUGGCUAUAAACUGGAGAGGAACAGUUUUAGACUAGACAUGAGGAAUUUCUUCACCAUGAGAGUGGUGAGGCACUGGAACAGGUUUGCCCAAGGAAGUUGUGGAUUCCUCAUCCCUGGAGGUGUUCAAGCCCAGGUUCGAUGGAGCCUUGGGCAGCCUGAUCUUGUGGGAGGUGUCCCUGCCCAUGGCAGGGGGGUUAGAAUUGGAUGAUCUUUAAGGUCCCUUCCAACCCAAACUAUUCUAGGAUUAUAUGAGUAUAUGAUUCUAAAAGCACUCCUAUAACACUGAAUCCUGUACAGGUGAGCAGCCUUUAUGGUGACUCAUCUGUAUGUUCAACACUAUCAGAUGUAAAAGGUGUUGCAUGCAUAUCCACACCAGCUGCUCUGUAGGUCUUGGUAAACCCAAGAAAUAAAAUGGACACAAUCUAUUUCAUUGAACAGGGUGAGUUUUUUCUUUUCUGGAGAGUACUUUUAAAGUCCAUGUUACUCUGUAUUUAACAGAGCGGUCACUGUUAGGUGUAUGAGAAGUGUAGAACAGCACACAAACCUUUUGAAAUUCUGUCAGAAGCUCUAAACCAAUAUUUUCCUUUGGUGCCAUAUAAACAAAAUAUCAGAUCAUUGUCUUUGUGAAACAGAGGCAGUGCUGUUUGCCAGAUAUAAUUUGUGAGAUAUUUGGCAGAAUUUGCAACUGUAAACCAAUUCUAUCAUUAUGACUGUAAUGUCUUACCAACAGUCAAGAG
This is a messenger RNA of Cuculus canorus (common cuckoo), 5985 nucleotides long. It is a transcript of the gene POMK, whose product is annotated as protein O-mannose kinase. Gene Ontology annotation, biological process: protein phosphorylation; protein O-linked glycosylation; carbohydrate phosphorylation. Gene Ontology annotation, molecular function: ATP binding; carbohydrate kinase activity; protein kinase activity. The record is from RefSeq and is a predicted model, not a curated record. NCBI's taxonomy places the organism in Eukaryota, Metazoa, Chordata, Aves, Cuculiformes, Cuculidae. The transcript is spliced from 2 exons. Gene Ontology annotation, cellular component: endoplasmic reticulum membrane. Bases 187 to 1233 code for a protein of 348 amino acids.